Magnolia sinica is the source of this 1128-nucleotide messenger RNA. Its product is annotated as miraculin-like. The record is from RefSeq and is a predicted model, not a curated record. NCBI's taxonomy places the organism in Eukaryota, Viridiplantae, Streptophyta, Magnoliopsida, Magnoliales, Magnoliaceae. Bases 29 to 745 code for a protein of 238 amino acids. The transcript has a single exon. Gene Ontology annotation, molecular function: endopeptidase inhibitor activity.
UUCUCAUUAGAGAGAUUCAAUCACAGCCAUGUUUAGAUCAUCCCUAGUUCUUGCUUCCUCACUCUUAGCCUUUUUUGUAUGGGCCCCACUAACCAUUGUGGCCCACAAUCCUCCGGUCCUCGACAUGCAAGGCAAUGAUCUCCAAUCAGGUAUGGACUACCACGUGAUGGUAGCCACUUUGGGUUCUGGCGGAGGAGGACUGUCGCUAACCAGCCAGCACAACACGUCCUCUCCCUAUGUUAUGCAAACUAGGAAAGAUUCUGACGGCAAACGGUUGCGAUUCAAUCCAGCAUCAUCUAGCAUGGAUGGGAUCAUUCGCCAACCUCUACCUCGAUCCUGGGCCACAGCAGAAGGAAUGAUUGGAGAAAACCCAUCUGGAAAAUCCGUUAUUCGAGAGUCGUCCGAUCUAAACAUUCGAUUCUCCAGCAUACCAUCAGUUUGGAAACUUGGGGAGCCGGACGAAUUGGGAAUGAGAUAUGUGAUGAUUGGUGGGAAGGUAGGGCAUCCUGGCCGUUCAACAGUUAACAACUGGUUCAAGAUUGAGAAAGUUAGAUAUGGAAAGCAUACUUACAAGAUGAUGUACUGUCCUAGUGUGUGUGGGUCAUGCAAGACUGCAUGUGGGGAACUUGGUAUUUCAUAUCAGAAUGGGACCAGAUAUUUGACUCUGUCGUCGAAUCAUGACCAUCCAUUGGUGGAUAACCACUAUCCGUUGGUGGUGAUGUUCAUGAGGGAGGAGAAUCACUAGACCUCGACGGUUGGAUUAAGCUGAUGACUGCAAUCUCUAACAUGACAUGGGUGUUUAGUGGCUCAUUGGUGGGCCCCUGAUCGUGAAUGAAUAACAAUAACAUGUUUUUAGUUCUAGUAUCGAUCUGGUCGAUGUUGAUGUUUUUUUUUUUUUUUUUCCUUUUAUGCUGAUUUUGUUAAUGGAUUUUCAUGUCUAUUUCUAAUAAAUCCCGUUUCUUUUGUAUUUUGAAGAUGCAUGGUGCAAUGACCCAUAACAAGUCUCUCUCAAUGAUCCAAACCGUCCAUAUGAUGGGGCCCACUGUUGAUGGGAACCCCAAAAUAUCUCCCAUCUUGGAAUAUUCUAAAUCUUCGAUCAUUGAACUAUUUUCCUUUGAAUAUGGACCA